AUGACCCAGCCAGUGUCCCGAAUCUCUGUGCCCGCCGCUCUGGCCCUGGGCUCGGCCGCAUUGGGCGCUGCCUUCGCCAGCGGCCUCUUCCUGGGGAGAUGGUUCCCUCCUUGGCGAUCCCGGCGAGAGAAGAGCCUGCUGCCCCCUGAGGACAGCCCCCUGUGGCAGUAUCUGCUGAGCCGUUCCAUGCGGGAGCACCCGGCGCUGCGGAGCCUGCGGCUGCUGACCCUGGAGCAGCCGCAGGGGGAUUCCAUGAUGACCCGUGAGCAGGCCCAGCUCUUGGCCAACCUGGCUCGCCUCAUCAAGGCUAAGAAGGCACUGGACCUGGGCACUUUCACAGGCUACUCAGCCCUAGCGUUGGCCUUGGCCCUUCCCCCGGCCGGGUGCGUGGUGACCUGCGAGGUGGACGCAGGGCCCCCCGAGCUGGGGCGUCCCCUGUGGAGGCAGGCUGAAGAGGAGCACAAAAUCGACCUUCGGUUGAAGCCCGCCCUGGAGACCCUGGACGAGCUCCUGGCCGCGGGCGAGGCCGGCACCUUCGACGUCGCCGUGGUGGACGCCGAUAAGGAAAACUACACCGCCUACUAUGAGCGGUGUCUGCAGCUGCUGCGACCCGGAGGUGUCCUCGCUGUGCUCAGUGUCCUGUGUCAGGGAGAGGUGUUGCAGCCUAAACCACAGGACAAGGCGGCCCAGCGUGUUCGAAACCUGAACGAGCGCAUUCUGCGGGAUGCCAGGGUCCACAUCAGCCUCCUGCCCCUGGGCGACGGCCUCACCUUGGCCUUCAAGAUCUAG
This is a messenger RNA of Rangifer tarandus platyrhynchus (Svalbard reindeer), 789 nucleotides long. NCBI's taxonomy places the organism in Eukaryota, Metazoa, Chordata, Mammalia, Artiodactyla, Cervidae. The record is from the annotation of a GenBank genome assembly.